UCCCUGUCGAAAACAACCCCCAACACCAACGCCUCACAUAUCGCCAACGGACCAAAUACCACCACCACCAGUAGUAGUACUAGUGCCAGCAUCGCACUCACUCACUCCCACCACCCUCACACAGAUCCAAUCCUCUCUCUCUCUCCCCCCUCCACUAUGGGCUUCCCGGUCAACGUCCCCUCCCAGUCGCCACCCAAGCCCCUCAACUUCCUCAUCUACGGCAAGACCGGCUGGAUCGGCGGCCUCCUCGGCAAGCUCUGCCAAUCCCAAUCCAUCCCCUUCGCCUACGGCUCCGGCCGCCUCGAGGACCGGAGAUCCCUUGAGGCCGACCUGGCCGCCUGCGACCCCUCCCACGUCAUCAACGCCGCCGGCGUCACUGGCCGCCCCAACGUCGACUGGUGCGAGUCGCACAAGGUCGAGACCAUACGGGCCAACGUCGUCGGAACCCUCACCCUGGCCGAUGUAUGCAGGGAGAGGGGUCUGAUUUUGAUUAAUUAUGCCACCGGGUGCAUUUUCGAGUACGACGCGGAGCAUCCGCUCGGGUCCGGGGUCGGGUUCAAGGAGGAGGAUACGCCGAAUUUCAUUGGGUCGUUUUAUUCCAAGACUAAGGCCAUGGUGGAAGACUUACUCAGAAAUUAUGAGAAUGUCUGUACGCUACGUGUCAGAAUGCCGAUCUCUUCUGAUUUGUCAAAUCCCCGCAAUUUCAUCACGAAGAUCUCUCGAUAUGAGAAGGUUGUUAAUAUUCCAAACUCCAUGACGAUAUUGGAUGAACUUCUCCCCAUUUCCAUUGAGAUGGCAAAGAGAAACCUCACUGGGAUAUGGAACUUCACCAACCCUGGAGUUGUCAGCCACAAUGAGAUUUUAGAGAUGUAUCGGGAGUACAUUGACCCCAACUUUACAUGGAAGAACUUCACUCUCGAGGAGCAGGCACAGGUGAUCGUUGCCCCAAGGAGCAACAAUGAGCUCGAUGCAACCAAACUGAGUCGGGAAUUUCCUGAACUCUUGUCCAUCAAGGAAUCCCUCAUAAAGUAUGUGUUCAAGCCUAACCAGAAGACUUCUGUUGCUUGAAGCUUCGAGGUUUGAACUUUUGUCAUGUCAAUGUUACUGUUGUUUAAAUUUUAUUCAUGCAGGUAGAUGCGAUCGCUCCACUAUAAGGGUUUUCUUUCCUUGUGGCAAGCAUGAUUUCCUAUUCUGUAUUCGAAUGUUGUAUUUGAAUUACCUUGAUAACGAAUAAAUGAUUGGAAGUGAUUUGUUAAA
Messenger RNA from Rhododendron vialii, 1257 nucleotides. Its product is annotated as bifunctional dTDP-4-dehydrorhamnose 3,5-epimerase/dTDP-4-dehydrorhamnose reductase. Gene Ontology annotation, biological process: S-adenosylmethionine biosynthetic process. The transcript has 2 exons. The record is from RefSeq and is a predicted model, not a curated record. Gene Ontology annotation, cellular component: methionine adenosyltransferase complex. Lineage: Eukaryota; Viridiplantae; Streptophyta; Magnoliopsida; Ericales; Ericaceae. Bases 157 to 1068 code for a protein of 303 amino acids. Gene Ontology annotation, molecular function: methionine adenosyltransferase regulator activity.